Molecule: messenger RNA, 849 nt
Organism: Aspergillus alliaceus
Lineage: Eukaryota; Fungi; Ascomycota; Eurotiomycetes; Eurotiales; Aspergillaceae
Product: bZIP transcription factor
Exons: 1
Coding region: 1-849 (282 amino acids)
Biological process (GO): regulation of transcription by RNA polymerase II
Cellular component (GO): nucleus
Molecular function (GO): DNA-binding transcription factor activity, RNA polymerase II-specific; RNA polymerase II cis-regulatory region sequence-specific DNA binding
Source: RefSeq, a predicted model, not a curated record
AUGACGUCUACGAUCAACAUCGAUCCCCUGUUGGAAGAGGCAUCACGGUCGAUUAACCUAAACCACGUUACCCACGGAGGCGCCUUUACAUCUACCCCAUAUCAGGACUUCCGUAGGAACGGUACCGAUGGCAUACGUCGUACCGCUCACACAGGAAGUUCUCUCUUACUGUCAGGGACACAGCAUUGCAGUGACAUGAAAGGUAUCUUCACGGAGAUACCGAACGAUAGCUUUCCUCCGUAUCCGAUGCAGCCAUCGUUGGGCACCUGCAUGUCGCCACUGGACAUUUUUGAUGACAUGCCCUCUGCAAGGCCCGGGAGUACCACGAGAAGCGACAGACACCCUCCCACCAUCACAGACGCUGGCAGAUGGACCAGUGUAUCCACCAACCUACAAAAUCUCUCCCAAGGUGCCGAAGUACACAAUGAACCAGAGAUGUUCCAAGCAACCAAGACCCUAUCGGGGCCUUCGGCACCUCAGAGAGCAGAACCCAAGCAUCAAAACUCGAAGCGAAAAGAUUCGCCCGCAGUGGAUACCCCGCAAGAAGGACGUAGGGAGUCCAGGUUUGCUAAAUAUCGAGAACGAAACCGAGAAGCCGCACGUCGAUCCCGAGAAAAACAGCGAGAGUUAGCGGAGAGUCUUGAAUCGAAAGCAGCCUCCUUAGAAUAUAAAAGAGACGCCUUGUUGGAAGAGGUGGAAGACCUCAAAUGCAAUGUGCAGGAAUUGAGUCAAGGAGUGAUGGCCCUGCAUAGUCUGGCCCGUUCUCCUAGGACUUCCCUGCAGCAACCGCCCACGUCGACCUCCGUCUGUGUCUAUUGUGGAGGGCUCUGUGCACCUUACGGCUGUUGA